Messenger RNA from Culex quinquefasciatus (southern house mosquito), 2876 nucleotides. RefSeq lists its product as uncharacterized. Bases 84 to 2876 code for a protein of 930 amino acids. The transcript has a single exon. The record is from RefSeq and is a predicted model, not a curated record. Gene Ontology annotation, biological process: DNA integration. NCBI's taxonomy places the organism in Eukaryota, Metazoa, Arthropoda, Insecta, Diptera, Culicidae. Gene Ontology annotation, molecular function: nucleic acid binding.
UCUGCAAGAAGACGCAGGUUCACCUCGACCUGAAGCCAGAUGCGAAGCCUGUGUUCCGGCAAAAGCGGCCUGUGGCGUACUCCAUGGAGGCCACCGUGGAGGAUGAGCUGCAGCGACUCCAAGAUCUGGGCAUCAUCACCCCGGUCACGUACGCGGAUUGGGCCGCGCCCAUCGUGGUCGUACGGAAACCGGAUCGCUCUAUCCGGAUCUGUGCCGAUUAUUCGACCGGGCUGAACAACGCUUUGGAGCCGAACAGCCACCCACUACCCCUGCCCGAGGACAUCUUCGCGCGAAUGGCCAACUGCACCAUCUUCGCGAACAUCGAUUUGUCCGACGCAUACUUGCAAGUGGAGGUCGAUGAGGAGAGCCGCAAGCUGCUGGUCAUCAACACCCACAAGGGGUUGUUCCAGUACAACCGCCUGUCUCUCGGGAUCAAGAACGCUCCGGGGGCAUUCCAGAAGAUUAUGGACACGAUGCUGUGCGGACUGCCGCGCACCUGUCCGUACCUGGACGAUAUCAUCGUUGGCGGUCGAACGCGGCAGGAGCUCAAGCUAAAUCUUCAGCAGGUUUUCCAGCGCCUGCAAGAGUACGGGUUCACCGUGAAGCUCAGUAAGUGCCGCUUCUUCAUGAACCAGGUCAAGUACCUGGGCCAGCUGCUGGACGCCGAAGGUAUUCGCCCCGACCCGGAGAAGAUUGCCGCCGUCGUGAACAUGCCAGCCCCUCACGACGUUUCCACACUUCGGUCGUACCUGGGUGCGAUAAACUAUUAUGGGAAGUUCAUCAAGGAGAUGCGGAAGUUUCGGCAGCCGCUGGACGACCUGCUCCGGAAGGGUGCCAAGUUCGAGUGGUCGGCCGACUGUCAACGCUCAUUCGACCGCUUCAAGGAAAUCCUGCAGUCUCCUCUCUUGCUCACCCACUACAAUCCGCGUCUGGACAUCGUGGUCUCCGCGGACGCAUCCAACGUGGGCAUCGGCGCCCGCAUCGCACACCGCUUCCCGGACGGCACCGAGAAGGCAAUCUACCACGCGUCCAGAAGUCUGACUCCGGCGGAAAAGAAUUACAGCCAGAUCGAAAAGGAAGCCCUCGCUCUGGUGUACGCCGUGACCAAAUUUCACCGGAUGAUCUACGGACGCAACUUCCUCCUGCAAACGGACCAUAAACCACUUCUCUCGAUUUUUGGUUCGAAGCAAGGAAUACCGGCGUACACUGCUAACCGCCUGCAACGGUGGGCUUUAACGAUGCUUCUCUAUGAUUUCCACAUAGAGCAUAUCGCUACCGAUCACUUUGGGCACGCUGACAUUCUAUCUCGCCUGAUUAAUGCUCAUGUUAAACCGGAUGAAGAUUUUGUUAUUGCGUCGAUAGAGCUUGAGAGGUCGAUCUGCAGCAUUGUGAGCCAGUCUUUGGGAUUCUUGCCGGUCACCUACAAGGUGAUUGCCGCAGAGACUGAGGGAGACGAAACCCUGCAGAAGGUGAAGCACUACGUCAUCCACGGCUGGCCGGAGAACAAGAAAACUGUCGAAGGCGCAGAAAUCCAGCAGUUCUUCGCUCGUCGUGAGGCACUCAGCAUCGCUCACAAGUGUCUCAUGUAUGGAGAGCGGAUCAUCAUCCCCAAGAAGCUGCAGAAGCGGGUGCUCCAGCAGCUGCACAAGGGCCAUCCGGGCAUCGAGCGAUCGCGGUCGCUGGCGCGGAACUACGUGUAUUGGCCGAACAUCGAUGAUCACAUUUCCAACCUGAUCAAAGCUUGCAACGAGUGUGCUGCGGUGGCCAAAACUGACACGAAAACAGCGCUCUCAUCGUGGCCCAUCCCGGAGCGGCCAUGGCAGAGGCUGCACGUCGACUACGCCGGACCGGUGGACGGAACGUACUUUCUGGUCCUGGUCGACGCCCUCUCGAAGUGGCCGGAAGUGGUUCCAACGCGGCGGAUCACCACGGAGAAGACCCUGGCCAUCCUGCGUAACAUCUUCUCGAGAUUCGGCAUGCCGGAGGUGCUGGUCUCCGACAACGGCCGGCAGUUUUGCAGCGAGCACUUCGAGAGGUACUGUGACGUCAACGGUAUCAUGCACCUCAAGACCGCGCCGUACCACCCGCAGAGCAACGGCCAAGCUGAGAGGUUUGUUGAUACUUUUAAACGUACACUCAAGAAAAUUCAAGCAGGAGGAGGAACUAGAAGAAGCGAUCGACACUUUCCUCCAGUGUUACCGGUCCACACCGUGCCGCAGCGCUCCAGAGGGAAAUCUCCAGCGGAAGUUCUUCUCGGCGGUCGCAUCCGUACCUCGCUCGAGCUGAUGAAACCACCAAGCAGCUUCUACAAGGACUCCAGUUCCAAGCAAGAUCAGCAGUUCGACCGUAAACACGGUGCCAAGGCGAAGAACUUCGAGCCCAAAGACGGAGUGUUUGCGAAGGUUCACCACGGCAACGAGUGGAGCUGGGUGCCAGGUGAGGUCGUGGAGCGGAUCGGGACGGUCAUGUACAACGUGUGGUUACCAGACCGUCAGCAGCUGAUCAGAUCCCACAGCAACCAGUUGCGCAAACGCCACGGUGGUGCUUACGCCACUGAAGCGGAGUCUCAACCAACCAUUCCACUGGAUCUGCUACUCAACACGUGGGGCAUCAAACCUCCCGGGCCAUCGGAGUCUCCGGAACCGGCGGGUUCACCGGAAGCUUCGCUGCCGUACCCGGACAGCCCACUGACGUAUCCUGAGGAUGAGCAGCUGAACGAGUUGAAGCAGGAGUUCCUCCGCGAGUUGAUGCAGCCGCCCGAGCGACGUCGUCCAAGACGACCCCAAUCGCCAGCUGUUCCUGCGGUGGCUCCUGCCGGACGACCAGUCCGCAACCGGAAAGCGCCGAGUCGCUACGAGCCGUACCAUCUAUACUAA